UGGAGAAGGGGCUGAUACGGAGCUGGAGAGUCGCGGUGGGGAUGGUGCUGCUUUUUCUUCCCCUUACUAACCCCGAUGUUCCUUCCUCUGGCCGGAGCGUUGCGGGCUCCUACCUGGGCUGGGCUGGGCAGGGCGCUUGAAGCGAAUUGGGGUUCGCAGCAUCGUCCCGGGCUCCGCAUGAUUUAAAAACGAAAUAAGACGUCUGAAGCGAAUCCCGUCCAGGCUGCCUUUGUCUUUGGCCGGGAGCAUGUGGGUGAACCCGGAGGAGGUGCUGCUGGCAAACGCCCUGUGGAUCACGGAGAGGGCCAACCCUUACUUCAUCCUGCAGAGAAGAAAGGGGCACGGAGGAGAUGGAGGCAGCGGAGGGCUAGCUGGUCUUCUUGUGGGAACUCUUGAUGUUGUGCUGGAUUCAAGUGCAAGGGUAGCGCCAUAUCGAAUUCUAUACCAGGCUCCAGACUCUAUGAUAUACUGGACUAUUGCCUGUGGUUGUUCAAGGAAAGAAAUAACUGAGCACUGGGAAUGGCUUGAACAGAAUUUACUACAAACUCUUUCGAUCUUUGAAAAUGAAAAUGACAUAAACACAUUUGUCAAAGGAAAAAUACAGGGUAUCAUUGCAGAAUAUAACAAAAUUAAUGGUAUCAAGGAAGAUGACGACACUGAAAAAUUUAAGGAAGCCAUAGUGAAGUUCCACAAACUGUUUGGGAUGCCGGAGGAAGAGAAGCUGGUGAAUUACUACUCCUGCAGUUACUGGAAAGGGAAGGUCCCUCGUCAGGGCUGGAUGUAUCUCAGCAUUAACCACCUCUGCUUUUAUUCCUUCCUCAUGGGACGGGAAGGUAUGAAUACAAUGAAACUUCGAACUGCUCACUUCAGGGAUCUUGAUGCCAGAGCAAAGAGUGAAAGGUACCGUGCCUUGUUCCGGCUUCCGAAGGACGAAAAGUUAGAUGGACAUACCGAUUGUACCCUCUGGACUCCAUUUAACAAAAUGCACAUCUUGGGUCAGAUGUUUGUGUCUACAAAUUACAUCUGUUUCACUAGCAAGGAAGAAAACCUGUGCAGCCUCAUCAUCCCUCUACGAGAGGUGACUAUUGUAGAAAAGGCUGACAGCUCUAGUGUAUUACCUAGCCCAUUGUCUAUCAGCACCAAAAAUCGAAUGACAUUUCUCUUUGCCAAUUUAAAAGACAGAGACUUUCUGGUGCAGAGAAUUUCUGAUUUUCUCCAGCAAACAACUUCCAAAAUAUACUCUGAAAAAGAGAUUUCUGGCAGUUACAACAGCUCAGAUGAUGAGGUAUAUUCAAGGACAAGCAGCAUCCUAUCCUCAAGCCCUCAAAGAAGCCUUAGUUCCGAAGCAGAUGGAGAGCGGCAGUUCAACCUGAAUGGCAACAGCGUCCCAACUGUAACCCAGGCACUAAUGACCAUGUACCGGAGGCGUUCACCUGAAGAAUUCAACCCUAAAUUAGCAAAAGAAUUUUUGAAAGAACAAGCUUGGAAGAUUCAUUUUGCAGAGUAUGGCCAAGGCAUCUGUAUGUAUCGGACUGAGAAAACAAGAGACCUUGUGCUGAAAGGUAUUCCAGAAAGCAUGAGAGGGGAACUCUGGCUACUCCUGUCAGGAGCUAUUAAUGAAAUGGCCACCCACGCCGGCUAUUAUGAAGACUUGGUGGAGAAGUCUAUGGGGAAAUACAAUCUCGCCACAGAAGAGAUUGAGAGGGAUUUGCACCGCUCUCUCCCAGAGCAUCCUGCAUUCCAGAAUGAGAUGGGUAUUGCUGCUCUGAGGAGAGUACUAACUGCUUAUGCAUUUAGAAAUCCAAACAUAGGAUACUGCCAGGCCAUGAAUAUUGUUACAUCGGUACUGCUUUUGUAUGCAAAGGAAGAGGAAGCAUUCUGGCUGCUUGUGGCUUUGUGUGAGCGCAUGCUGCCAGAUUACUACAACACGAGAGUUGUUGGAGCUCUGGUGGAUCAAGGUGUCUUUGAAGAGUUAGCUCGAGAUUAUGUUCCACAAUUAUAUGACUGUAUGCAGGACUUGGGGGUCAUCUCCACUAUAUCCCUUUCCUGGUUCCUCACACUCUUCCUCAGUGUAAUGCCCUUUGAAAGUGCCGUGGUUGUUGUGGACUGUUUCUUCUAUGAAGGCAUAAAAGUGAUAUUCCAGUUGGCACUGGCUGUGCUAGAUGCCAAUGUGGACAAGUUGCUGAAUUGUAAAGAUGAUGGGGAAGCGAUGACAGUGCUUGGAAGAUAUUUGGACAGUGUGACCAAUAAGGACAGCACUCUGCCACCAAUUCCUCACCUUCACUCGCUGCUCAGUGACGAUGUAGGGCCUUAUCCUGAGGUGGAUAUCUUCAGGCUCAUCAGAACUUCCUAUGAGAAAUUUGGAAGCAUACGGGCAGAUUUGAUUGAACAAAUGAGAUUCAAACAGAGACUGAAGGUGAUCCAGACUCUAGAAGACACGACCAAACGCAAUGUGGUACGAACCAUAGUGACAGAAACUUCUUUUACAAUAGAUGAACUGGAGGAACUCUAUGCCCUUUUCAAGGCAGAGCAUCUCACUAGCUGCUACUGGGGAGGCACCAGCAAUGCCACUGACCGCCAUGACCCAAGCUUGCCUUAUUUAGAACAGUACCGCAUUGACUUUGAGCAAUUCAAGGGCAUGUUUGCUCUCCUCUUUCCUUGGGCCUGUGGUACUCACUCUGAUGUGUUGGCGGCACGCUUGUUCAGAUUGUUGGAUGAAAACGGAGAUUCCUUAAUCAACUUUCGGGAAUUUGUCUCUGGACUAAGUGCAGCAUGCCAUGGAGAUCUUACAGAGAAGCUGAAGCUACUGUAUAAAAUGCAUGUUUUGCCUGACCCAUCCUCUGAUCAAGAAGAGCCGGAUUCUGCUUUUGAAGCAACACAGUACUUCUUUGAAGACAUCACACCAGAGUGUACACAUGUUGUUGGCGUAGAUGGCAGGAACAAACAUGGAGCAGAUGAGGGUUUUGUUAAUGUGAGUGUGAAAACUGAAAAAGGUAAGAAGAACUCUCAAGAUAAUAGAAACUACCUUAGAAUGUGGAGCCAAGAGAAUAAAGUCAAAGCAAAGAGUGCAAAGGACUUGCCCAAACUCAAUCAGGGGCAGUUUAUUGAAUUGUGCAAGACAAUGUAUAACAUGUUUAGUGAAGACCCCAAUGAGCAGGAUCUUUACCACGCUACUGCAGCUGUGACAAGUUUGCUUUUGGAAAUUGGGGAAGUUGGUAAGUUAUUUAGUGUGCAGCCUCUUAAGGAGGUGGAGAGUAGCAGCAAAGCCAUUCAGAACGCACUUCUUCAGAAGAAGGGAAGCCAGCAGUAUCACCUUGGACAACGUGACCCUUUUCAAGAUGGCUUCCUUGCGGAUGAGGAAGAGAAUAUUUGUGGUGAUGGCACACAGAUGGAGGACAUCAAGCUGGAAGAUUCUUCUCCUAGAGACAAUGGAGCUGGUUCUUCCAUGCUUAUUUCAGAUGACGAUACUAAAGACGACAGCUCCAUGUCUUCCUAUUCCGUCCUAAGUGCAGGCUCUCAUGAGGAAGACAAGUUGCAUUGUGAAGACAUCGGCGAGGACACGGUUUUAGUGCGAAGCAGCAACCCUUCUCUACCUAGAAGCAUGAGCAUCGACAGAGACUGGGCUAUCACCUUUGAGCAGUUUCUGGCUUCCCUCUUGACUGAACCUGCCCUGGUGCGGUAUUUCGACAAGCCAGUCUGUAUGAUGGCAAGGAUUACAAAUGCCAAGAAUGUGCGGAUGAUGGGUAAACCCAUAAUAUCUGCGAGUGACUACGAAAUCUCUGCUAUGUCAGGCUAAGUGGGCCCAGGUAGGGAGGGUUUUUAAAAAAAUAUUUUUUGGUUUUUAUUACAUAUUUAUUACUGCCUGGCACAGGUCCUGGUGUUUUCAAAAGGUGGUAGUUCUUGCUUAUGUGAACAUGUUAUAUUGAACUUUCUCUCUCUGUGGGAAACAUUAUCAGAAUGCUUGUCUUAUCGUCAAUAUAGGGGGGGGGGGAUCAUUGUCAGUGGUGGGUAUGUUAUUAGUAUUGCUAUCCAUGGAUAAAUGGUGACAAUUAGUACAAUUUUAAGUCUAGAAAUGAACAAAGUUUGUGUGUGUUUUAAAAACGGACCUGAAAUCCUGGUAAGGAAAAAUCUGGAAGAACUUAAAAGUGGCACAAGCAUUGUGUGCUGCAGCUUGCACAUGGAGUUCCUUUGUCUUUGCCAUUCCCCUUGAGGGAGGUAGCACAAUGUUCACAUGCCUUUGGCUCAUGCAGAGCUGCUUCCCUCACAGCCGUGAAUGGGGAAGCAGAAGCUGCUGCAGGCAGGGAGCACCAUGUGUGCACUGGAACCCAAUGCCUGUUACGAAAUUAGUAGGCUGCGCUAAAAAUAAAAAGGGAUGCUGUCAAUUUGUUUAGGACUCGAAAGUAAGUUCUGUGCAGCAUCCCUGGUGGAUGUCUCUUGAUAUAAUUUUUUUUUU
Molecule: messenger RNA, 4453 nt
Organism: Lacerta agilis (Sand lizard)
Lineage: Eukaryota; Metazoa; Chordata; Lepidosauria; Squamata; Lacertidae
Gene: TBC1D9
Product: TBC1 domain family member 9
Exons: 20
Coding region: 248-3796 (1182 amino acids)
Molecular function (GO): calcium ion binding
Source: RefSeq, a predicted model, not a curated record